Molecule: messenger RNA, 264 nt
Organism: Ustilaginoidea virens
Lineage: Eukaryota; Fungi; Ascomycota; Sordariomycetes; Hypocreales; Clavicipitaceae
Exons: 2
Coding region: 1-264 (87 amino acids)
Source: RefSeq, a predicted model, not a curated record
AUGGGAGACGACGUCCGCGACGAACGGGUUGAUGGCGCGCAACCGCCCCGGCGAGAGGGCUUGUUCGAAGCGGCGAGUUCUACAUCCUACAAGGCGGUCAUCGGUGCACUAGCAACACCGACGGCGGGAAUGAACACAGACGGGCAUCCACCCGUGCCACAAACCACCGUCAACGCCUAUUCCCCCCCGCCCUGCCGGUUAAACUGCCUACAUGUGAAUGCCGCCCUUGUCCGUGUUUAUCUGUGUAUCUUUCCCCGUCCGUAA